Pestalotiopsis fici W106-1 is the source of this 3825-nucleotide messenger RNA. RefSeq lists its product as uncharacterized. Gene Ontology annotation, molecular function: helicase activity. Lineage: Eukaryota; Fungi; Ascomycota; Sordariomycetes; Amphisphaeriales; Sporocadaceae. The transcript is spliced from 3 exons. The coding region runs from base 1 to 3825 and encodes 1274 amino acids. The record is from RefSeq and is a predicted model, not a curated record.
AUGGACGAGAAAAUCCGUACCGACAUAGCGCAGGCUGAGCGUAAUGCCCCUGAAGGCGAGAGAAGCCAUGAGCGCCGAUAUUGGCAUGAGAUCACUGCUAUUGUGAUUUCAGACUCUGACGGAGCUGGAUUCAAUAACAGGCGGUGGCUGGUUCCAUAUGAACCACGGUACAUCAAAUCUGCUGCUUCGCAUCACGAUGGGUCUGGCCCCCGUACCAUGGUCAAUGUCGCAACCGCAGAGUUCGGGUACGGGAAGCUCGACAUCGACUACAUUCUGCCAAAAGAUAUAACCAUUGUGGGUUACGAUGAUACUUUCGCCAACGCGAGACUUUGUCCCAAGUCAGCCUCCCAGCCUGUACUCGAGCUUUUAAAUGCUGAGAAGUAUGAAAGUUUUUGUCGCGAGUAUGGUUUACAUACUAAGAGCGACGACGUCUACUCCGACGCUUGCAAGAUCACAUUUCUCAUGAAGGCGGCGGAUUUCGACUACAAGCAAGGUCCGAUGGUCACUAUGGCUUCACAUGAGCAACGCGUUAACUUCAAGCGUGUACUUCGGCAGAGUCGAAAAUUGGGUACGACCUUUCCCACAAAGCAUAUUCUUAUCGAGUGCUUUCUCCCAUCGUACCGUGGCGAUAAUCCCACCCUUGCGAGACGUCUGUCAGCCACAGUUGCGAGGGCUCGAAGCGAUCCAUAUCGCUUUUUCUUUGAGAAGGUACCGAGCAAGCGCGUCUUCAAGAGCGCCGAUGAUAUGCCGAGUACACAAGAAUGCGCCUUUGUCGAGCCUGAUCUCCCGGUGGAUUCAUUCGAUUCAGUCAUGGAACAAACCGCCCGCCUGGGUAUCGCCAUGCGCGACGAGCUAGCGUUCACCAGACUGUCAAUGUUGCUGGCAAGACAACGGGCCUGUCAUACUUUUGCUUUUGAGCUUCCUGGUCACCGAAUUAAUGGCGUUACUGCUGGAUACUUCUUCGUCUGGCCGGCUCCAGAUUUGGAACUAGCCCCUCAGGUCGGUGAACGGUUCGCGGUUCAGCUUGAUAACAUCCCGUUCAGGCAUCCUAAACCACCUACGCCCGAAAGCACAGGGAGGCAGAAACGAAAGAUUAUAGACCAUAUUGUCGAAUCUUGCAUCGUUGCUCGUUUCAUAGCGCAGAAAUCCGGCAGAGCCAAAACUGAUCAUAUUAUUGACGCUCUGGACAAGGUUGUCAAGCCUGGACCUCGCGACCUUCGCGACAAGUGGAUAAAUGUCCAUGCUCUCGCCCUCAUGUUCAAAGAGGGUGCCGCAAAAUCUGGUAUAAAGCCUGCCGAACCCACCGAGACUCCUACAGCCCACCACUCCCGUGUUGCCGCGUGGGUGGGUGCCAUGUUUGGACGCAAAUUCCUCCAUGCCAAAGGCUUAAACCAGUGCCCAAACCUAACCGCCGUUCGUGUGACCGUUCCGUCGUGGAUGGAACCACUUGGUGUUAUCGGUGCGUAUGUCCGCGCUCCAACGGUCCCAGAUUGGCCGAUGCACAAGACACCUGUACCCGUUGUUGAGUUCAAGCUCCCAUGUGUGGUUAUUGGUUCGGAUCCGACGGAGACCAUUCGAACAGUGCGGCGCAACAGAGAUAAACACGUGUUUAUCUCGAGGUUUGUCCGCACUGCCCAUGGCGGUCAAUUGAAAGCUGGCCUACGUGCCCUCAGUCGAUCCGGACAAGACUUUUCGGAGUCAUCCGGGACGAAUGCUGACGCCUUCGCGCGAUACAUUGCCAAAGUCAAAGGCGAUGUCAUUCCGUACGAUCUGACGGCUGCAUUGCCACUCCUCAAGGAUUUUCUAGACCACGCAGAAUCAGACACUACUCCGCAUGAUCCUGUUCUCAAGGCAGCUCUUGGUAUCUAUCACAAGUUUGACGCGGAUCAGAAGGCCAUGUAUAAUCGAACGCGCAACCUACCUUUUGGUACUUGCAUUGUAUCAGGUGCUCCUGGGUCUGGAAAGAACCAUGUCACGCAACUCUUAAUGGCUAUCAUUCAACAUAGCACCGUUGACGACUUUGUUGUUUGGAAUUGGACCGAAACAAAAGUGUCAGCUCCAGGUGCGCCCGACAACGUGGCAGAGCAUCGUUCAUCAUCAAAACGACCUCCUUCAGCGAGCUCUGAGGAAUCCCGCGUAUCCCCGGAAGCGACAUCAGCACAUAUUGAACAAGCUAUUCAUGAGGAGGCUCCACAAUCGCAGUCAUCUUGCAUGCCGUCGCACAGCCAGCUUCUUAUCAUGGCUCCGUCCAACGACAUGCUUGACAAGAUAGCAGAUGACAUGAGUGCUCUUUACUACAAUCUGGGUCUUCAAAAGCGUCUCUGUCGCGUACAGACCCCCGACAAUGCUCAUGAGUACAUGACACAUUGCAUGAACCUAAAUGGUACACCUCGAUAUGAUGUGGAAGAUCAUGGUGAAGACGCCUUUGAGACAGAAGUUUACCUUCGAACACUGUCCAAAGAUUGCUUUAACAAUCAUCGUGUCAAGACCGCUCCAGGUGGCGAGUAUGCCAUUUCUGCACUUGUAGCAAAGCGAAUUGAAAUUGCUGCACCGGAUGACGACCUCGUUGCGCAGAUCAAAACCUUACAGGAUCAACGCGAGCAUAAUCCAGAGACUUUCUUCGAAACAGGCAUUGCAAAAUUACGACAGCUCCUUCAAAGCGUUUCUGAUGAAGAGUAUCUAAAAGCACAUGUUUUGCUCAGCACUCCCGAAGCGUUCUAUAAGCUGGCUGUUCGCGAGGUCAAGCUUCGAAUCACGGCAGUAUGGCAAGAUGAGGCCUUCCGCAUGACAGAGACAGAGGCACUCAUUGGCCUUCAGUUUGCUAGGCAGGCUUUUGUGAGAUUCAUGACGGGUGACGAUAAUCAAUGUAGACCCGUCGUCACGUCAGUUAAUGCACAUGAGAACAAGAACACGAAUUUGGUCUUUUGCGCCCAGUUUGGUGAGCAACUGCAGCUGUCUCUGCCGAGUCGAAUGAUCAAGGCUGGUUUCCGCGCCCACUACUUGAACAUCAAUCACCGUGCCCGAGGAGGCGUUUCCAACUUCCCGUCGGGGCAAUAUUACGAAGGGAAAAUGGUCGAGGCUGACCGAGAUACUCCUGUCGAACAAGAAAGAGUAAAGAGAUUCUUUACCGCAAUUGGUAGACGCCCGUGUGGAAUUGGACCAGCGAUGGUGAUCAACCUGCCCGGUAGCAUGGAGGAGCGAGUUGGCACCAGCUACAUCAAUCGAGGCUCCAUCGAUGUUAUCUUUGAGCUGCUAAUGUUGAUCUUUGGUGCUAACCAACUCUGCAUGACCAAUCCUACUGCGGACAAGGAUGGCGAGCUCAUUUCAGUCCUCAUCGUGUUCCCUUACAAAGCGCAGCUCAUGAUGUUUCGCCGAGAACUGGCAAAGAUCGCGCCUUCUGAGCUACCCAUGCACAAGAUCAAGUCAGGGUGUAUACAGGCAAUCCAAGGCAUGAAGGCUGGCUUGGUAAUCUACGAUGGCACUCGAGAUGCUUCGCCAGGUUUCACUGGGGACUCGAAGCUGCACAAUACAGCACUAACGCGCGCAGUGUUUGGAUACAUCGCUAUCCAGAGCGAUCAACUUUGGCUUCGUAACGAUGGCCAUAACCCUAGAAGCGGACGCGUUCGAAACAUCGUCGCACUACAUGAGUACUGCUCAGAGCGUGACCGAGUUGUCGACCUCCAACCUAGGUUCCAGGACCACAUGUCCCCAAGGGAUCCCCGUGAUGGUGACUGGACUGUCAACAUGUCUUCUGUCGUCCCUGCCGGCACUGAACUACCUGAGGACUUCAAAGGCUUCUCCCCCGGAUGUUUUUACAAGUCUUAA